Fonsecaea monophora is the source of this 1692-nucleotide messenger RNA. RefSeq lists its product as hypothetical. The record is from RefSeq and is a predicted model, not a curated record. Lineage: Eukaryota; Fungi; Ascomycota; Eurotiomycetes; Chaetothyriales; Herpotrichiellaceae. The transcript is spliced from 6 exons. Gene Ontology annotation, molecular function: transmembrane transporter activity. Bases 1 to 1692 code for a protein of 563 amino acids. Gene Ontology annotation, biological process: transmembrane transport.
AUGGAACAACAGCUUGAAACGACGACCAAGGACAAAGACGGCGAGCAUGAGCACAACGUGGUCAUCAAAGGCGACGACUCGGAUGGGAAACUCGACUGGUCGGUUCGUGCCUUUGUGGCCUACCUCUCGCUCUGUUUCGUCUACACUGGCUCGCAGAUGCCGCUCUACUUCUGUGCUGGGGGUACCAGUUACAUUAUCGAGGACAUCGGAGGCUCAACCACGAGUUCCUGGUUACCUGUGGCAUACACCCUUUCAGCAGCAAUUCCCAUCCCCUUCACCGGCUAUCUUCAAGAUAUCUUCGGCCGGCGCCCCAUUGCUUUGGCUUCGACGGUGUUGGUCAUAGUUGGCUCGAUCAUCAUGGGCACCGCCCACAGCUUUGGCCAAGCCGUGGUAGCCAUGACACUUUGUGGCAUUGGCGCAGGUAUCGCCGAACUGUCAGCUCUUGCAGGUAUCACCGAAGUUGUUCCCAUUCGAGCAAGGGGCUACAGUGUGGCAAUUAUGACCGCCAUAGCAACCCCCCUCGGGCCAUAUGUUCUAUACUGUCAGCUCCUAGCUACAAGGGCUACCUGGAGAUGGGGAUUCUGGAUUGUCUGCAUAUACCAAGGUAUCGCACUUGUCGGAGUCGCAUUGCUAUACUUUCCGUCCAAGCAUUCGAGACUGGUCGGUUUGCGUCGACGGGACAUCAUCAGAGACAUCGAUUACAUUGGCGGGCUCUUGUCAUUGGCAGGCUUGACCCUAUUGCUUGUGGCCUUGCAGAAUGGCGGCUACCUCCACCCGUGGAAGAGUGCUGCGGUCCUCGCCCCCCUGAUCACCGGUAUCUUCGCCCUCGUGGCAUUCGUGGUAUGGGAAAUGCGAUUCGCAAAGGUCCCAAUCGCGCCGCCCGAGCUCUUCCGGCGUCGCGUUAUCCGGAUGGCCUUUAUCAUCUCCUUCAUCGCCGGCAUGAACUUCUAUUCCCUUACCAACUUUGCCCCGACGUAUUUCAGCAGUGUCUAUCCGGCAGACCCGAUUCUGGUCGGAGGUAGAGGUGCAGGUAUGCCAACAGCUAAUAUUUUCGGUGCUGUGUUUGGGAACUGGUUCAUUUCGCGGUUCCCCAAUCUCGCUUCUACCCUCAUUGAUCUCCACAAUCAGAGUAAGCUAACGGUGUUACAAAAAGCUGCCUUUAUUGGGAGUAUAGCGGCUGGCAAUCCAACGAAUCCAGGUUUUGUAACGGCGGCAACCGUCGUCGCUGGAUUUGCAGUUGGUGGAUUGAUUGUGCCGGCGGCAACCAUCGCGACCAUUGCUUGUCCAGACGACAUGAUAGCCACCACCGCUGCGCUGACACUGGCCAUCCGUGCGAUUGGCGGAUCGAUUGGAUUCACCAUCUACUACAACAUCUUUGUUAACAAGCUUGACGCCAAACUUCCAGCAGAGAUUGCCACAUAUGCGAUUCAGGCCGGACUCCCUGUCGACUCAGCGACGGAGUUCGUCACUGCCCUCCUGACCAAUCCCGCCAGUUUGACCAGUGUCAACGGGGUCAACUCGACCAUCAUCGCUGCCGGGGCUCUAGGCAGCCAAUGGGCCUUUGCAGAUUCGCUGAAGUACAUCUUUUACACCAGCAUCCCGUUCGGCGUUUUGGCAAUCGUCGCCGCCUUCUUUUUGGGCGACAUCGUGCCGUACAUGACUAACCGAAUUGUUGCGACUCUCAAUCACUGA